This is a messenger RNA of Panicum virgatum (switchgrass), 1696 nucleotides long. Its product is annotated as B3 domain-containing protein Os01g0234100-like. The transcript has 7 exons. The coding region runs from base 213 to 764 and encodes 183 amino acids. NCBI's taxonomy places the organism in Eukaryota, Viridiplantae, Streptophyta, Magnoliopsida, Poales, Poaceae. The record is from RefSeq and is a predicted model, not a curated record.
AAUACGCGACUCAUCCCCUACUUGUUUCCCCGUCCUGCUCGUCCUCCGCACAUCCACAUCUCGAACCAGAAACCUCAACUCCUAAUCGCAGUGAACUGCCAGGGCCGUUCGAGCUCGAGGUUAGCGGCAGCGAUGGGGAUCGCCGGAUCGACCAGCCGCCCAUCAAAAGGAAGAGAGGGAGGCCAGCCUGUUCCCGGCCUGCCAACACCCAGAUGGAGCAGAAGAUGGCAUUGGUCAAGGAUGACGAUUACCAGCCGAUGGAUAAUGAGCUCCCUGUUGUUGUCACGCACCAACCUGGAGCAAUUCCUUGUGGUGACGACGACGACGAGGUUAUUCCCAUAAAAAUUGUGAGGCCAAGGAGAGUGCGAAGAAAGCUUCCUGGUGUUCCUCAAACUGACGGUGCCAAGCGCAUUAGCAAGGGCAUCCAUACAAUUACUGGAGAAUCUGAUGUUGAUGGCCGUCAGAUACAUGCAAGUGUGGACGACAACUGGGAAUCUGCUAUGUCUAGAGCUCAGGAGAUACGGGCCAAAUUACCUGUAGAAAAUCCUAGCUUUGUCAAGCAUAUGUUACAAUCUCAUGUCGUCAGAGGUUUUUGGCUGGGUUCCAGCAGCAGGCCCGAUGGUGCAAGGAUGAUUUGGAAGAAGUUCUGGGCGUUGCCGAUACCGCAGAAGGUGAAGAUUUUUGCCUGGCGACUUAUUCAUAAAGGACUGGCCACAAGGGAUAAUAAAACAUGCUCGUCGAUUGGAAGAGCAAAAUAUUUGUGAGGUGUGCGGUAUGGAGGUGGAGGAUGAACAUCAUGCAGUGAUUCGCUGUAAUCUUGCAACAUUUCUCAGGACUGAAAUGCGCAAGGUUUGGCUUCUACCAGGAGAGGAAGCACUGGUAAAUACGGGCCCUGAGUGGGCUGCUGGAGUUGAUUGACAAUCUUGAUGGCCAAUGGGCUGGGCGUCUUCUACUACUCCUGAGGAGAUUAUGGUUUAAUCGCAAUGAAGUAACACAUGGAAAAACUGACUCCUUGCUUGGGUCAGUAAAAUUCCUCACAAACUACAGCGACGAAUUGUUUGCUAUCCAACGACAGGGAGUAACUGAUGUGAAGGGGAAGAAGCCUGUUCACCCUAUGCUGAUCAGUAGGAGUGAUGGGCCAAGAAGGAAGGAGAAGCAUUCUUGGGAACCUCCUAAGCUGGGCUGGUUAAAAGUCAAUGUCGAUGGUUCUUUCACGGAGGCAACUGGCACCGCCGGAUUGGGGAUUGUAAUCCGGGACCAUCAAGGAGAUGUAAAACUGUCUGCUUGGAGAGUGAUCUCUAGAGCAAUCGAUGCAGAGGAAGUAGAAGCCAUGGCGUGUAGGGAAGGCUUGAAUCUGGCAGCUGAAUGGUUCCGGAUGCCGAUUGUUCUUGAGUCGGAUUGUGUAAUGGUCAUUCGUUAUCUUAAGGAGUGGAGGACUUUGAAACCAGCAUGUUUCUCUACUAUCCAAGAGGCUGUCAGAAUAGCAAAAAGCCUCCCUGACCUCGAGUUGUGUCAUGUAAAGAGAGAGAGAAAUGGUGUAGCAAAUGAGCUUGCGCAUCUAGCGAAGCGGUUAAACCAUAGUGCUGUGUGGCGCAAUCGCUUGCCUAGGUGUGUUGAGCAGAUCAUUGCUCAUGAUUGUAACUCGUUUGUGAGCAACUAAUAUAGAUCUCUCUUUACUCGCAAAAAAAAUAAGCCA